CAAAUAAAAAUGAGUGACUGAUGAAAAGAUCUCAUCAGUUACUCCCACAGCCCACAGUGAGUCUUAUUGAAAAAGAGGAACCUUGGGGUAAAAGUGACACUGCAAUCACACAAGAGAAUCCAUAUUUUAGCAGAAGAGGAAGCUACUAUAUUACAAAAAAUAUGAAUAAGAAUAUCAGCUUUAAGCACCAUGAGAUCAUUGUCCAUGAUGCAGCAGGUCUAAAGAACUUUUGGGAAAACAUCAUUGAAAAGCAUACAAAGCAACGAGAAGGUGAAGAGACAAGAUUAAACAGGAGUGCCUUAAACAAACUUCGACACGAAUGGGCCCAGAGGCUGGAAGGACGAAUAAAAAUGCUACAGAACACUGGAGGAGAGCAGAAAGAACGGAUGGGCCUGCUAUCAUUUGAAACUUUUCACCCCGCUCAUAAAACUGCUGCCUAAAGUUACUGUAGAAAGUAUUUGGGCCUGAUCCUGAUCUUAUAUGCACAGCUCUAAACAGAAACACAACCACUGUCCUGGCUUGACAUUUCCAAGAGAUUUGGAUAAGCUCUGUUGCUUCUCCAGAGUUCAGCUUGCUUUAGGUCAUAGUAAUAGGAUCUAUUGUUUUUCAAUAAUUAUUACAAUUCAACUAAAAGAUAGUAGUGCACGAUCUGUUAAGAAUUAUGCUAUGACAGGCAAGAACCAAGCUCUACUUGUUCUGCAGGAUAUAUUAUCAUUAUGAGGAUGUAGGACUUAUAGGUAACUCUUUGCAUUUUCAAGUGGCAACAAUAUAUUUCUAGGUAAGAGGAUCACUUUUAAUGGGUAUAAGGCACUCAAAUGGCUGCGGGUAAAGUUGCACAUUUCCAUUUAUAAAGCGCAUACUGUGCUUGACUUCAUGUGAAUACAACUUAUCCUAGCUGCCUUGGGGAGAUGCCAGUGAAGUGAAUUAAGAAUGUCUAUGAUUAGCAAGUUACAAGUCAGAAAAAAAAAA
Molecule: messenger RNA, 969 nt
Organism: Gavialis gangeticus (Gharial)
Lineage: Eukaryota; Metazoa; Chordata; Crocodylia; Gavialidae
Gene: FAM240A
Exons: 3
Coding region: 21-440 (139 amino acids)
Source: RefSeq, a predicted model, not a curated record